ACUUAUAGGAAGAAAAGAAAAACAUCUUAAUAUAUUAUCAAAAAAGUUCUUAAAACAGAGGUUGUCCAGCUGAUUCGAUGUCAACUAAAUGAACCACGUAAAAUUUCAGAGACUUGAGCAGGAAUGAGCUGACCGCAAUCAGCAGACGCACCUUCCGAGGUCUGACGGCCCUGAAGAGCCUCCACCUGGACGGAAACCAGCUCAAGUGCAUCGACGAGAAAGCCUUCGAGAACUUGAAGAGCUUGGAGCUAUUAACCCUGAACAACAAUAAUCUUACGUACCUAGCGGUGGAGCCGGCCGCCAUCACCCGCCUCCACACGCUCCGGCUGACGGAGAAUCCUCUCGUGUGCGACUGCCGGCUCACCAGACUCGCCACCGCGAUCAAAGCUGCCAACAUACCGGGCGUCGGAGCUAGAUGUCAAGCGCCCGCCGCCUUGAGAGGGGCUUUGCUCUCAGAUUUAGAAGCCCAUGAACUCAUUUGCAAUGGCGGUAACGCAAUAUCAUCCGUAUCGGCGUUAUCUGGCGGUGAAUGCUCUUCAGAGGCGCGUUGUCCGGCCGCCUGUCGCUGCCCCGCUGACGGCGCCGUCGACUGCAGGGAAAAGAUGUUGCCAGCCUUACCAUCGCCUAUACCACACACUGCCACCGAGAUUCGCCUAGAACAGAACGAGAUAACUGAAGUUGGAGCGGGUGCCUUCGCCCAGGUGAAGCGGGUCACACGCAUCGACCUAUCCAACAACAAGAUCACGAAGAUAGCCGCGGACGCCUUCACGGGACUCACGCAUCUAACUUCCUUAGUUUUGUACGGUAACAAGAUAAAAGAUCUCCCUCCAGGAAUAUUCCAUGGACUGACUUCACUACAACUAUUACUGCUGAACUCCAACGAAAUUACGUGCGUCAGAAAAGAUACAUUCAAAGACUUGCAGAAUCUCAAACUUUUAUCUCUCUACGAUAACAACAUUAGAUCUCUGUCGAACGGGACCUUUGACGCUUUGACAGGCAUACAAACACUACAUUUAGGUCGCAACCCAUUCUCGUGCGACUGCUCGCUGCGCUGGCUCGCCGCUUACCUCCGCAAGAACCCUAUAGAGACCUCAGGCGCUAAAUGCGAUGCGCCUAAACGUAUGAGCAGAAAAAGGAUAGAUGCAUUAAGAGAGGACAACUUUAAAUGCAAACCUGGCGAAGAAACCCCAGAUGCGUGCGGCGAAGUGCCCUCCUGCCCCGCACCUUGUACCUGCACGGCUCGGACCCGCGCCCUCGCCGUGACCUGCCGCGCCGCCCUGCGCGACCUGCCGCGAGACCUGCCGCUGCACACGGACGCGCUAUUGAUGCCAGACAACAAUCUGGCGCAGAUUAAGUCAGACGGGACUUUUGGUCGGCUGCCAGACUUGACGAAGCUGGACUUUAGAAAUAACGGUAUCACGACAAUAGAAGACAAUGCCUUCGAUGGCGCCGCCAAUAUUCAAGAGUUGUUACUGGACGGAAACCUGUUGCAGACACUCACCGACAAGAUGUUCCUGGGACUACACAGCUUGACCGUACUAUCUUUGGCUGACAACAAAAUAAGGUGCAUCACGCCAGGAGCGUUUGACCAUCUCACUAUGCUGACAACUUUACGUCUGGAGAACAAUCCCCUGGAAUGCACAUGCCAUAUAUCGUGGCUCGGCGCGUGGCUCCGAGCGAGGCACCUAGCUCCGGCCGCCGCCUGCGCCGCGCCGCCCGCGCUGCGACGCGCCGCCUUGCUUCACUUGGAGGCUGCUGACUUUAAGUGCACUGCCGAGGACCAGGGCUGCCUCGCCCCAGACUACUGUCCAGCUCAAUGCUCAUGCACGGGGACUGUAGUUCGAUGCUCGCGCGCGCAACUGACAGCCCUACCGCCCAACAUACCCAGGCAGACCACCGAGCUGUACUUGGAAUCCAACGAAAUCACCAGCAUAUCACCGGACCAGCUCCGUCACCUCACCCAGCUGACUCGCCUGGACUUGUCUAAUAACAGGAUCAGCGUGUUAGCCAACGGCACCUUCGAAGGACUGUCGAAGCUGUCCACUCUUAUCGUCAGCUAUAACCGACUGAGAUGUGUUCAGAGGGACGCGCUGAAAGGUUUGACUCAGUUGCGUGUGUUGUCGCUGCACGGCAACAACAUAAGCAUGUUGGCUGACGGGGUGUUCCGAGACCUGGAGUCUAUAUCACAUGUGGCUCUAGGCUCCAAUCCCUUAUACUGCGACUGCAAUCUCCGCUGGCUGGCGGAGUGGGUCCGAAGCGCGGGAGAAUACGUGGAGCCCGGGAUAGCACGGUGCUCCGAGCCGGCGAGGAUGAGGGACAAACUGGUGCUCAGCACUCAGGCCUCCGCCUUCAGCUGUUCUUCCAAUCCUCCAGCCGAGAUAGUUUCCAAAUGCGACCGCUGCUACACGCGCCCCUGCCUCAACGGAGGGUCCUGCUCCGCCACGGCAUCUGGAGGAUUCGAAUGUGCUUGCGCAAGGGGUUUCCAUGGCGAGACAUGUCAGCACCAGAUAGACGCGUGUUACGGCUCACCGUGCGCCAACGGGCAAUGCCAACUCCUCGAAGAAGGCAGAUUUCAUUGUUCAUGCGAGGCUGGUUACACCGGUGUCCGUUGCGAGGUGAACAUCGACGACUGCGUGAAUCAUCGAUGCCAGAACAACGCUACCUGCCUCGAUCGACUGGAAGGAUACUCGUGCAAAUGUGCCCCAGGGUAUAUGGGCGAAUUUUGCGAGAAGAAGAUACCAUUCUGUACGGCGGAGUUUAACCCCUGCGCUAACGGCGGUAUAUGCACUGACCACACUUCCCACUACACUUGUUCGUGUCCGAGGGGCUAUUCCGGCCACAAUUGCACCAUCAACGCCGACGACUGCGUGAAUCAUAUGUGCCAGAACGGCGCGAGCUGCGUGGACGGCUUGGACGAGUACAAGUGCGCAUGCGCGGCGGGGUACGCGGGGCGGUACUGCGAGGCGGCGCCGCACGCCGCUCUGGGCACCUCCCCCUGCGCGCACCACGACUGCCUGCACGGCGUGUGCCACCUGCCCGCCGCGCUGGCCGCGCUGCACGACGACAUUAUGAUGGAGCGCGGGGGGCACGCGGGCGCCGGCGACUACCUGUGCAAGUGUGCGCCGGGGUACUCCGGCCGCUUCUGCGAGUACCUGACUUCCCUCACGUUCAACCACAACGACUCGUGGGUGGAGCUUGAACCACUGCGCACGCUGCCACAGGCCAACGUUACACUAGUAUUCAGCACCACCCAGCACCACGGGGUAUUGAUGUACUUCGGCGAUCACGAGCACCUCGCCGUGGAACUCUUCAACGGACGUAUACGCAUCAGCUACGACGUCGGGAACCAUCCCACUUCUACUAUGUACAGUUUCGAAAUGGUUUCGGACGGCAAAUACCACAAGGCGGAACUUCUAGCGGUCAAGAAGAACUUCACACUGCGUGUAGACGACGGGCCCGCGAGGUCGAUCAUCAAUGAAGGCAACAAGGAAUAUCUUCGGCUGGAGAGCCCCAUGUACCUGGGAGGAGUGCCCGAAGAUAUAGCCAAGACUGCCUUCGGGAGAUGGCACCUGCGCAACGUAACCAGCUUCAGAGGUUGCUUGAAAGAAGCUUGGAUAAACCACAAGCGUGUGGACUACGGGAAUGCUGUGCGGAUGCAACGACACGCGCCCGGAUGCGGGGAAGAGGAAACCUUGCCUGCUCCCGGUCCAGUUGCAGCACAAGCUGAUGCUAAACACUCACAGGACCCGUGCGUCCCGAACCCGUGCGCGCGCGGGGGGAGGUGCGUGAGGGAGGAGGGCUCCCCCUCCGACUACACGUGCCGCUGCCGGCCCGGCACUGCCGGCGCACAAUGCGAGCUGCGGGCCUCCGUCGGUGGAGCUCCAGUCAUCUCGCAAAGUAAGCUGCCCCCACGCAAGCCCGUCCUCAUCAGCAACGUGCAAGCAUCGCCAGCGGCGCCGUCGCAUAAGCAGCAACAAAUAGCGGCAGAGCCACCAUCAUCGUCGCCUCCCAAUGGCUGCAGGAAGGAGGCGACGCGCGAAUUCAUAACAGAAGGAGCGUGCCGAAGCCGUCGGGCCGUCCGCGGCGCCAGAUGUAGGGCACUAACUCCCUGUACCCGCAACCACUGCUGCGCGCCUAGGAAGACUAAGAAGAGGAAGAUCCGCCUCGUGUGCCCGGAUGGAACGCGUUACACGAAAGAGAUAGAGAUAGUCCGUAAAUGCGCUUGCGGUAAGAAAUGCGCGCGCACCGCUCCCCUAUUGCACUGAAGGAGACCCUUAACACCCACUCGCGAUCACGCUGCGACAGUAACUGAAUACAAUCCUGCCUAAUUUUGUACCACAAAUUGAGGUGUCGAUUCUGGCAUGAUCAUAGCAUAGCAUAGCUUUAAGUUUAAAGAAUCAUAUCUAAACUUAAAACUAAAUUUAACAUCACCAUCAGCCUAUUAAUAUCCCCACUGCUGGGGCACAGGCCUUCCCUAUGGAUGGAAUAGGGAGAUUGGGCCAUGACCCAUCUUGAUGACGCGGGCUCAGUGCGGGUUUGCGGGUGCUAACGACUGCAGAUGCAGCCGGAACCUUAAGGUGCCUUCCGAAGCACGGAGGAACUUGAAAUAGAAGAUUUUUGGUCACCCAUCCAAUGACCGACCACUGCGAAAGUUGCUUAACUUCAAGGAUGGCAGCCGAACGCGCUAACCACCUGCCCCAUCGAACUCCUCAUCAAUCAGAAAAUUAAAUUAAUAUAAAAUAAAAUUUAACAUCAAUCUCUCCUUUUAAUUGUAUAAAGAAUGACAAGGAUACACUAUUGUCAAAUCCAAGUUUAGGUUUAGAGAAUGAUGCCAGAAUCGACACCAAUUUUUCAUGCAUUAUGUGUAAAAAAUGUAACAACUCUGUUCUUAUUUUAGUUUUCCCUCAUAGUAUUAGUAUUAUCAUGCGUU
Chilo suppressalis (striped riceborer) is the source of this 4930-nucleotide messenger RNA. The record is from the annotation of a GenBank genome assembly. Lineage: Eukaryota; Metazoa; Arthropoda; Insecta; Lepidoptera; Crambidae.